UACUUUAGAUUGUGAUAAUUGGCGUUUACAUAAAAUCAGUCGCAUUAGUAAGAAAAAGGUCCGAAGAAUCAAAGGUGCCAAUUCGCUUUUUGAUUUAGGUGAUGAGAGAGUUUUGAAAUAUGAUAAGGAAGAGUUAUUGAGGAUCUUGGAAGACAAUC
Molecule: messenger RNA, 158 nt
Organism: Funneliformis geosporum
Lineage: Eukaryota; Fungi; Glomeromycota; Glomeromycetes; Glomerales; Glomeraceae
Source: the annotation of a GenBank genome assembly